This is a messenger RNA of Pygoscelis adeliae (Adelie penguin), 1039 nucleotides long. RefSeq names its product V-set and transmembrane domain containing 2B (gene VSTM2B). The record is from RefSeq and is a predicted model, not a curated record. NCBI's taxonomy places the organism in Eukaryota, Metazoa, Chordata, Aves, Sphenisciformes, Spheniscidae. Bases 1 to 417 code for a protein of 138 amino acids. The transcript is spliced from 4 exons.
AUGCUCCGCUUAUCCUGCGGUCACCGGACUACAGGAAACCCGUAUCUCGCUACCUUUACUGAAGUUCCCAAAGAUGUGACUGUUAGGGAGGGAGAUGAUAUUGAGAUGCCUUGUGCUUUCCGAGCCAGCGGAUCCACCUCUUACUCCUUGGAAAUCCAGUGGUGGUACCUUAAAGAACCAGCCAGAGAACUUGCACACGAAUUAGCCAUCAGUGUCCCCGGCAGCAGGAGCAAGGUAACAAAUACGGAUGCAACCAAAAUCAGCUCUUCUAUAUUGGAAAAGAUAAAGAAUAAAAUCUCCUUCUCUCCCUUGUCUCUCUCUUUUCUAGGUACAGGACCUAUUUAUGCUACAGACCCACUCCUAUAUGUGUUCCUGUUAAUACUGCAUAAGCUUGUACAUUUAUUAGUAAACCACUGACGGACUACUUCCUCCACUCCUCCUCAGCCAAACAAAAAGGAACCUAUUUAAAAACAGAACAAACCCCUGACAAAAAAAUACCUACAGUUUUAAAGAUGGACAGAAAGAGACUGAAAGAAGCAUGAUGAAUUCUACGUGGGGGGAAAAACGUAUUUUUGGGGAUGCCACAGAAAGUAAACCGCAUAGAAUAAUGCAUCUAGUUUCCAGACUCUAUGGUGUAGAGCCCUGCUCUAUGCAUGGCACUUAUGAUUUCUCUAUUUUAAUGUAAUUUUUUCUUUUCUAAACCUUUCCUCUGACUCUUCAUUUUGCACGAACUGUUGAGCAGUUAUCUUUAUGACAAUAUGUAAAGAUGUUGGGUCAAAGCCCUUCCUAAGAAAGGAAAUAUUUUUAGUAGAUUAUUGUGUUUAGGUUUUUUGGAUUUCCUUUUUCUUUUUUAAUUAAAUUAUUUCUUUUGGAGACAUUUUAAUUAAAAAGGUACAUCUUACCAUAAUUAAUAUUCACUGUCAAUAAUAUUUAUUUUUAAAUGAAGAUUGGAAACAAGGUAAGACAUUUGUUUAUAAGCUGUAUUGUAUAUUGCUGAAUAACAGUUGAAUAAAAAGAUUUUGAAAUAAAGUUUUUACAG